Molecule: messenger RNA, 1858 nt
Organism: Alternaria rosae
Lineage: Eukaryota; Fungi; Ascomycota; Dothideomycetes; Pleosporales; Pleosporaceae
Product: SLT2-like MAP kinase protein
Exons: 7
Coding region: 484-1734 (416 amino acids)
Biological process (GO): protein phosphorylation; intracellular signal transduction
Cellular component (GO): nucleus; cytoplasm
Molecular function (GO): MAP kinase activity; ATP binding
Source: RefSeq, a predicted model, not a curated record
CCUGAUUGUAGGGCAGAGCCAGCGGCGCGGGCGAAGCGGCAGGCGGUCUGAGGAAGGUGCCUUGGGCAGCGCCUUGCCGCAAGCAGCCAAGUUGAACCCCUCGUCCGCGCAGCGACUGGAUACCAACCCCACCAUAUCCUCACGGAGGCCGCGACGAGGCACAGGACGACCGCUUUUCUGCAUCGCCAUUCUGUCAAUCGCUUUCCUAUUGCUUGCAGCUUCCCGGUGAAGACUCUGCGCUUUCCUCGACUGUCCCACCGCCCGCCCGGUGCCAGAGCCGCCGCCCCGCUUUGUGUUGAAGCAGCUCCUGUCAGUCAUCACAUUGGCCGCGCGCCUAGCCUUAUAUCAUAUCUUCCGCUUGCCGCCCGCACUUCCUCUCCACACUGUCCGACUUCUGCGCACUUUGAUCGUCACUUCUCCCUUCAAAGAUAGAAAGAGCCCGCCUUGGUUGCCCUUCGCUCCUACCCCGCCGCAGCUGCCACCAUGGGCGACCUCGCCAACCGCAAAGUGUUCAAGGUGUUCAACCAGGAGUUCAUCGUCGACGAGCGCUACAAUGUGACCAAGGAGCUGGGACAGGGUGCCUAUGGCAUCGUCUGUGCGGCUACCAACAACCAGACGGGCGAGGGCGUGGCCAUCAAGAAGGUCACCAACGUCUUCAGCAAGAAGAUCCUUGCCAAGCGUGCCCUGCGCGAGAUCAAGCUGCUCCAGCACUUCAGAGGCCACCGUAACAUAACAUGUCUAUACGACAUGGACAUUCCCCGCCCAGACAACUUCAACGAAUGCUACCUAUACGAGGAGCUCAUGGAGUGCGAUCUGGCAGCCAUUAUCCGGUCCGGCCAACCGCUCACCGAUGCCCAUUUCCAGUCCUUCAUCUACCAGAUCCUGUGUGGUCUCAAGUACAUCCACUCGGCCAAUGUCCUGCAUCGUGAUCUCAAGCCCGGUAAUCUCCUUGUCAACGCCGACUGCGAGCUCAAGAUUUGCGACUUUGGUCUUGCAAGGGGUUUCUCCAUGGACCCUGAGGAGAACGCAGGAUACAUGACUGAAUAUGUCGCUACCCGGUGGUACAGAGCCCCUGAGAUCAUGCUGAGCUUCCAGAGCUACACAAAAGCUAUCGAUGUGUGGUCCGUAGGCUGCAUUCUUGCUGAGUUGCUUGGCGGUAAGCCCUUCUUCAAGGGCCGCGACUACGUCGAUCAGCUGAACCAGAUUCUGCACUACCUUGGAACACCAAACGAGGAGACACUCUCGCGCAUCGGCUCGCCUCGUGCGCAGGAUUACGUUCGCAAUCUACCGUACAUGCAGAAGAUCUCUUUCCAGUCUCUGUUCAGGAACGCCAACCCAGACGCGCUUGAUCUGCUCGACCGCAUGCUCGCCUUUGAUCCCUCGAGUCGUAUCUCAGUCGAGGAAGCCUUGGAACAUAGGUACCUACAAAUCUGGCACGAUGCUUCCGAUGAGCCUUCAUGCCCGACAACAUUCGACUUCCAGUUCGAGGUGGUUGAAGAGAUUCCGGAGAUGAAGAAGAUGAUUCUGGAUGAAGUCAGCCGCUUCCGUCAGAUGGUCCGCGUACAACCCGGUGCAGGCGCUGGGGGAAACCAGGCGCCGCAAGUCCCGAUACCCAACAACUACGACCGUGCUGGCUACGAAGACCCAAGGCCGCAAGAAGCGUUCAACCAGGGUGGAUGGAACGGCAGCGAUUUGGAACGUGAUCUUCAGGGUCUUGACGGCCGCAUGCGAUAAGUGGAUUUGGAUGAAUCUGUUGGGUACAGCAUGUCUUCUCGUUAGUCUGAGCGUGAGCGUGGAAGGAAUUUGGGUAAUAUUUGAGCCCCAUGUAAUUUCUCUCAAAAUCUAUUGAAUGAUAACU